This is a messenger RNA of Spodoptera litura, 2549 nucleotides long. RefSeq names its product sialin. Gene Ontology annotation, molecular function: transmembrane transporter activity. The record is from RefSeq and is a predicted model, not a curated record. Lineage: Eukaryota; Metazoa; Arthropoda; Insecta; Lepidoptera; Noctuidae. Gene Ontology annotation, biological process: transmembrane transport; monoatomic anion transport. Gene Ontology annotation, cellular component: membrane.
AUCAGGUUCAAAUCUUAAUUCGUCUAUCUAGAAGCAUGUAGGUAUGUGGACAUGUCUUUGGUACCUAUGAAUAAGUUCAAAAUUGAAACAAUUCGCAUAUCAAAAGCAGUGAGCGAUUUCACGCGAAAACAUCCGUAAGUAAUGUGUUAGCGGUGCGUUUGUCACGGCGGAAGUGUGGCGAUAGUGAGACGCGAAGCCUCCCCUGGUUGUUGAUGAAACAAUGUUCGUGGCCCAUGGUCCGCGGGUCGGCCGGCAGCCAUCGCAGCCACUUAUUUAUUCCGCAGUCGCCUGCCGCCGCGACCUGUACGCUGCCCGCCACCACCAACCUGCCAAGUACCGUUUUAUUGGAAACAUGGUCGUAUUCUAGAGUGACGGUUGACUAGUGAUACAUUGCUUCAAACAUUAUUUUUGAAAUUAAUCAAAAUGGCAGUGAUAUUUAUUAAAUUUUUUGAUGUGGUGCCAGUGCGUUUCAAUUUGUGGGUGAUGCUGUUCACCAGUUGCUGGGUGGUGUACAUGCUCCGAGUGAAUAUGAGUCUCAAUCUUAUUGCCAUGGUACCACAGACACACUCCAAUGGCUCCACAUCACGUUCCCAGUGCGACCCGAAAGAUGACGUGUUGACAAAUGAAACUCUUCGCCGUGUCGACGGUGUUCAUGUACACGCUUCCCAUGUAAAGCAAAUCCCGGGAGGUGCAUCGUUCAACUGGUCAGCGGAGCAGCAGGCGUUGAUCCUCGGAUCAUACUUCUGGUGUUACCCAGUGACGUCACUGAUCGGAGGCAUGGCCGCUGAGCGAUGGGGCCCGCGCUACGUCGUUCUUGUGUCCUCCUUCGCCAGUGCCGUAUUGACAGCCCUCAGCCCAUUUGCCGCAAAUUUGAGCUAUAUAGCUUUAGUGGUUAUAAGGUUCUUUUUAGGCUGUGCUGGGGGUUUUAUAUAUCCUGCACUUCACGUGUUGGUGGCUCGCUGGGCCCCACCCGCGGAAAAAGGCAAGUUCGUCAGCGCUAUGAUGGGAGGAACUUUGGGGACGGUGAUAACAUGGUCGCUCACCGGACCUCUCAUGGAAAAGUUUGGAUGGGCAUCAGCUUUCUACGUACCUGCUGCCUUGACUCUAGUUUGGUGUUUCUUCUGGUGGUAUCUCGUGGCUGACACUCCGUCAGAACAUCCUAGGAUAACCGAAGCAGAAAAGAAUUACAUAUUAGACGCAUUAGGAGACAAGGUCAAGAAAUCAAAGGGAUUGCCCCCAUUCAAGAGUAUUAUAACAUCAUUCCCGUUCUUGGCUAUGACCAUUCUUCAUUACGGAAAUCUGUGGGGCUUAUACUUUAUAAUGACAGUGGGACCAAAAUUCGUUUCAAGCGUCUUAGGAUUCGAGUUGUCAGCCGCAGGAGUGAUAUCUGCUCUUCCAUACCUUGCAAGAUUAUUCCUUGCGACAAUAUUCGGUGUGGUUGGAGACUUCAUAUUGGCAAGGAAACUGAUGUCGACGACAGUUAUAAGGAAAUUCUUCUGUCUGUUCUCCCAUAUCUUGCCUGGUGUCCUGUUAGUGUUGCUUGUGUACGCUGGAUGCUCUACGGCGCUAUCAGUGUCUCUGAUUACAAUGUCAAUGGGAUUCAACGGCGCCGCGACACUGACCAACCUACAAAACCAUCAAGACUUGGCCCCGAAUUAUGCAGGAACCUUGUAUGGAAUCGCUAAUUGUGUUGGCAGUACCGCUGGAUUUUUCACACCAAUGAUAACCGCAUAUUUUACAAGUUCAGGGAAUAGUUUCGAGAGCUGGCGUCCAGUUUUCUUCGUGGGAGCAUCAGUUUAUAUUAUAUCAGCACUAUUCUUCAUAUUCUUUGGGACUGGAAACAUCCAACCAUGGAACUUCCCCCCUGAAGAUAAGGGUAAAGAUGAUAAGUCAAAUGGAGAUCUCAAAGAAAUGAAUGGUACACCACCCAAAAAUGGUGAAACGAAAGAGAUAAAAGAAACUGCUUUAAAUGUUUCCAAGUAAAAUGAAAUGGGCAUAAGAGAGCGCGACUGGGAAUAUAACUUGAAUCAUAGUUCCGAUCGUCGACAUCAUGUCGAUGUAAAAGAUGUACUGCAAAUAUGUGAUAAAAAGAAAUAGAUACUAGGAUAUAGACGAUUUUUUUUCUAUCACCUAUAUUAAAUUACACAAAUGACGGAAUUGUAUAAAUAAGUGAUUUCUGAAUCUUUUAGAGUUGUAUUAUAGAAGUGUCGGUCGCUAUACAUAGAGUUGUUACAAUUGUCCUUCCAUUGUGAAACAUUUUUAAUUGAUUUUUAAGAUAUGGGGCUUAGAAUUAUAAAAUUAAUAGUGGCUAUAUCCAGGGUAUCUCUGUAAAGUGCAUUUAUUAAGAUUGGACCUAAGAUACUGCCUAGUGGGACGCUUCUAUAAUAGGAGCUCUGAUGUUGACAUGAAUGUAUAUAUUUUAUUAUAAUCUAAUGUUAAUUGAAACUGACAAUAAUAUUACCAUUUCGAGCAGUUUUAUUAAUGUAUUAUUUAUUUUAUGUACUUGCAUUUAUGUUUAGGUAAUUAGUACUUAUUGUUAAAAUUUUAUG